This is a messenger RNA of Camellia sinensis, 1421 nucleotides long. RefSeq lists its product as uncharacterized. The record is from RefSeq and is a predicted model, not a curated record. Gene Ontology annotation, molecular function: protein binding. Lineage: Eukaryota; Viridiplantae; Streptophyta; Magnoliopsida; Ericales; Theaceae.
GUAAUGUCUGUGCUCUCUUAGACAGAGAAAGCAGCGAGUUUCACACAGAGAGAGAGAGAGAGAGAGAGAGAGAGAGAGAGAAAUGGGAAGCCUCAUCUUCAUCACAGCUCUCUUGCUGUCUAUGAGCUCCGCCGUGUACUCGUGCCUACCGUCGGAUCGAGCAGCCUUGAUGGCCUUGAGAGCUGUCCUACACGAACCCCACCACUUGGGCAUAUUCAACUCCUGGAAUGGCACCGACUGUUGCCACAACUGGUUCGGCGUGAGCUGCGACCCCACCACACGCCGAGUCGCCGACAUCAACCUCCGCGGGGAGUCCGAAGACCCCAUCUACGAGAAAGCCCACCGCACCGGUUUCAUGACCGGUUAUAUCUCUCCCUCCAUAUGCCGACUCAACCGACUCUCCAGCAUCAUCAUCGCCGACUGGAAGGGCAUUUCCGGUACUAUCCCACCCUGCAUUACUAACCUUCCCUUUCUCCGAAUCCUCGACUUGAUCGGAAACAAAAUCUCCGGCGAAAUUCCGGCCGAUAUUGGCCGACUGAGUCGACUCACUGUUUUAAACGUUGCCGAUAACAAUAUCACCGGCACCAUACCAUGUUCGAUAACCAACCUCUCCUCAUUGAUGCACUUGGAUCUCCGGAACAACCAGCUCUCCGGAACGAUUCCACGUAAUUUCGGCAAGCUCCGAAUGCUGAGCAGGGCUUUACUGAGUCGGAACCGACUCACUGGGUCAAUCCCCGUCUCGGUAUCUUACAUAUACCGCCUCGCCGAUUUGGAUCUUUCUUUCAACCAAAUUUCGGGUCCGAUACCAGAAAAUAUCGGCAAAAUGGCAGUUCUAUCUACUUUGAAUCUCGAUGGAAACCGAAUAUCGGGAACGAUACCACCGACAUUGAUUGCAUCGAGCAUUACUAUAUUGAAUUUGAGCCGAAAUGCAUUUGAAGGGACCAUACCAGACGGGUUUGGGCCGAGAUCUUACUUUACGGCAAUGGACUUUUCAUAUAAUCGGCUGACAGGUCCGAUUCCGAAAUCGAUUACAUCGGCCACAUAUAUAGGCCACCUUGAUCUCAGCCACAACCACCUCUGCGGCCACAUUCCGGUGGGCUCCCCGUUUGAUCAUCUCGAAGCGUCCUCCUUUGUUUAUAAUGAUUGUCUAUGUGGGAAACCCCUUAAAGCUUGUUAGGUUUGAGCCCAUAAAUUUACAAUGGAUUACAAAAAAAAUGUUUCACGAAAAUCAUCUUAAAGUUGUCGAGAACGUUUAAGAUCGACCGACAAAGGUUUCUAAACGAUUUUUGUGAAAUUUAUUUUGUGAUUCGUAGAUAUCAUUUGUCUUUGUUUUUCUGUAUCGAUCAUAUGUGAUAUCGCAGAUAUAUAUUUUGUAUUGUGUAAUGUAAGGGUAAAAUGAAUGUGUUUUAAUUUACCAAUUA